Molecule: messenger RNA, 4466 nt
Organism: Brienomyrus brachyistius
Lineage: Eukaryota; Metazoa; Chordata; Actinopteri; Osteoglossiformes; Mormyridae
Gene: tmem161b
Product: transmembrane protein 161B
Exons: 12
Coding region: 247-1713 (488 amino acids)
Source: RefSeq, a predicted model, not a curated record
CUAAGUACCAGGAGUCUGAGCGUGACCUCUACAACAGUUGAAAACACUGAAUGUGGAGGUUCAUAGAAUGAGUUAUGCAUAAUUCUGUAUGAACGGACGUUAAUGGAAGGAGCAGUCAGUUAAGGUUACUCGUCCUAGAUAUUAGUAAUUUUUAAAAAGGGCUUAUGUGCGCCGAGCCUCUGGAUUUCCGGCUAGGGGUGCUUAGUGAGACAGCAGGUGUUGCUUGUGGUCCCGUACUGCUCCGACAUGGGUGUGAUUGGUGUUCAGCUGGUGGUUACCAUGGUAAUGGCCAGUGUCAUUCAGAAGAUUAUACCUCACUACUCCUUCGCAAGGUGGCUGCUCUGCAGUGGUCGCCUAAAGUGGUACCAGCAUCCCACAGAAGAUGAGCUGAGGAACCUUGCUGGGAAGCAACAGAAAGGAAAGAACAAGAAGGACAGGAAGUACAACGGGCACAUAGAUAACAAACCGUUGACCAUUCCCAAGGACAUCGAUCUGCAGCUGGAGACCAAGUCCAUUACAGAAGUAGACACACUGGCCUUGCAUUACUUCCCCGAGUACCAGUGGCUGGUGGACUUCACAGUGGCGGCCACUGUGGUGUACUUCAUCACCGAGCUCUACUACAGCCUGGCCGAGCCCACUGGCGAGAUGAACAUCAGCGUGGUCUGGUGUCUUCUAGUGCUGGCCUUUGUCAUAAAGAAUCUCUUCUCCCUGACAAUGCACUACUUCAGGGUGGAGGAGGGUGGCGAAAGAUCACUCUGCAUCACCUUUGCUUUCUUCUUCUUCGUCAAAGCCAUGGCCAUUCUGAUUGUGACUGAGAAUUACCUGGAGUUCGGCCUUGAAACGGGUUUCACAAACUUCUCGGAAAGUGCCGUGCAGUUUCUGGAAAACCAGGGCUUGGAGUCACAGGGGCCCAUAUCCAGGCUGACGUUCAAACUGAUCCUGGCCCUGCUGUGCUCUUUGAUCGGGGCCUUCCUGACCUUUCCGGGGCUGCGACUGGCUCAGAUGCACCUGGAUGCCCUGAACCUCACCACAGCCAAAGUUACGCAGACGUUGCUUCACAUCAACUUUUUGGCUCCCCUCAUAAUGGUCCUCUUAUGGGUGAAACCCAUCACUAAGGACUACAUCAUGAACCCCAGUCUGGGGAAGGAGAAUCUGCCUUUGAUGACGGAGAGCACAUACGACACCCUGCGUCUGUGGACCAUCCUGCUGCUGUGUGCUCUGAGACUGGCCGUCAUGCGCUGCCACCUGCAGGCCUACCUCAACUUGGCCAAGAAGGGGGUGGAGCAGAUGAAGAAGGAGGCGGGGCGCAUCAGCACCGUCGACUUGCAGAAGAUGGUGGCACGUGUUUUUUAUUACCUUUGUGUGAUCGCCCUUCAGUAUGUCGCACCCCUAGUGAUGUUGCUGCACACAACCUUGCUCCUCAAAACUUUAGGUGGUCACUCCUGGGCCCUGUCCAUGGAGCCUGGAGAGCCUGGCACCUUGGCCGUGAGCUCUGACCCCAUGACUGCAGCCUCUCCGGAGCCCCCCUCCAUCCCGGGGCUGGCUAAGGCAUCGGUGGCUCAGCUCUCAAUGGCGCUGGGGGGUCUGCAGACUGUGUUCAGCCCCCUGCUCUUCCGCGGCUUGCUAUCCUUCCUCACCUGGUGGAUCGCUGCCUGCCUCUUCUCCACCUCCCUCUUCGGUUUGUUCUACCACCAGUAUCUCAUGGCGGCAUAGGGGCUGUGUCCUGUCCCUUCCCAGCGCCUGGGGGCCAAGGUGGCCAGAAAGGAGGGUGCUGUUGUUCAUCCUGCCCACAAGUGCUUCCUCCUGGGUUCCUCUACGGUCUCGCUUCAAAAACCUGGAGACGUGAGUCUUGACAUGAUGAACCUUGUGUACGUGUGCGAUUCUCUGUCCAUGCGUGCCUCUCCUCGCACAAGUGCACAGUCUAAAAGAGGUCUUACCUCUGUCCGCCUGGAGAGAUGGCUUAUUUCAGAAUGGAGGCUCUGAGAUUUCACCAUGUGGACAAAAAGCUCACAUUUCAACUGUCAUGGUCUCCAUUGCCUGAGCCAAGCUGAGAGAACAAGUGGAUACUAUAGUCAUGCCGAGAUCACGUGACAAAGACCUUUAGGAUACAUUAAUAUUGUUUUAAUGAACAUACAUACAUGGAAUGCAUACAGAAAUUUAAUAUAAUAUGUUUUACAGAGAUUUUUUUUUCUUCUAAAGUAGAAGCUGAGCCAUAUUUAACAGAAGUACAAUUGUUUGUUUCCUAUUGGAUGACGACGCUGUCAAUCAACGCAGCUUUGCAGGUGGAAACAUUUCCAACUGGACUGGAGAUGGAUGCUGCUGUAUAUUACAGUGAAGACGAUGCUGCGCCAGUGUGGGAGUGGACAAAAUCCAGGGCCGGAGGGUGGGCUUUGCGUGCAUCAGUGUGUAACCCCUGAGAUGUGGCAUUGAGGCAUUCUGGUUUGUUUGUCUCCUGUGGUGAAAUGAAGUAGAGCAGGGGAGUAACAAACCAAAAUCAGAGUAUGGAUCAGAGCCCAUUGUAUCAGCAUAAUCAGAAAUUCUCCCCCAAGAAUUUUUUUAGUUUGAAUUCAGCGAUUUUAGGAAAACGAAAAGCAGAAAAGGUGCCAAGCUUUAGCUUUUAAAAAUAAAUAACUGUAACAAUUAGACUGAACCAAUACUUGUCUCUGUGUUUUCUAAUGAAUCAUUUAAUUAUUGUUGUUUUAUUAGUAGUAUUAUAAUUAUCAUUUUAAAAUUGCCUGAUGCUUUUGAGUGCUGGGUUAAUAAACAUUUUUAAUAACGUCAGAGCAGAAUUGCACAACAAAACAGGGUAUUUAUUUAUUGCAUGUCUGGUUCAUAAUAAAGCGGUUUUAGGUUUUGUUCGACAGCUGGCCUAGUUCUGUGAAGACACAUUGUUUUCAUGAGGAAAAGUGAAAUGAAAGGGAAAAUGCUUACAAAUGACUAUCGCCAGUCUAGGUUUGCCUCUUCGGUCGUAUGAUUGUAACUGUUAAUUGCCAAUGUUGGAUGGCAUCUCUGGGUCAGAGACAGCAUGAGAUACAAUUGUGUUUGUUCCCAUACAUAUAACUGCUGUAUGUAUCUCUCUAUGUCGGUCAUCAGGAGAAGUUUCCAUCCCUUAAUUCACCAGACAAGAAAUGAACAGUUUUUGCAAAGACCCUUCAAAAAUUGUAUUUAUUUGUGAUGUAGAUGGUAUGCUUUGACAAAAAUUAAUGGUAGUCGUCUCGCUUUCAUACAUCGAUACAUCGUUUAUCCUUUUCCUUAGUUUUUGUCCUCUAUCGUGGUUUUCUCUGGGGGGGGGGAUUAAUAUUCACUUUUGGACAUCUGCCCUUUCGUUAUUAAAUCGUACUGGCCACUAACAUCCAAGUUAAAUUUACAAAGUAUUCUUGCGUACCUCAGGUACAAAACCCCUGUUCUGUGUGAUCUGUUGGAUUUUAUUUGUUGUGUACAUUGCAUGCAGACCAUUCAGCAGGCUGCUCUGUGCCUGCGCUGGUAUGCGUCACGUCGAUGUAGCCAAGGCUCCAACCCGUCAGCCAUUCACACGCCUUUAUUCUGAGGUUUUUAACGGUUUCAAAUCCAGCCAGAGAAGCGAGAUGCUGACUGCAUACCACAGGCCCUGAGGACAUUUUUAAUCCUUUUUUUUUAUUAAGUAGAGCACUGUUGAUCUGUCUUAAUCUAGUCGGACCACGCCAGGCAUGUGUGAUGUGUAACUGAAUAAUGUUCCCAUAGGAAAACCAGACCUGAAAAACGACAGUUCUGAAGAGGACUUUCACCAAAACCAUGCGGGAAACCGUUUAAAAUAGAACCUCCCACCUGUGUUUGUUGUUCCUCCACUUGAAUUAGUUAAGCACAGUUCAUACAAGCCCCAAAAUAUAAUGUUUGGUUUUCUUGAAAUUAUGUACCCCCAUGUGUUCGUUAACAAAUAUUAAUGUCAUGCAGUUAGGGGCCUUUUAAUCACAUCUGACUCAGCAAGGUGGUCCAGGUAGCCGCCUGUGUUUAAUGUAACAGAUUGAGCUUCAAAUGUAGUCACUUCUGGAAUUGUGUUCAUUGGUUUGCACAUCAGUCUGUAGUCAAGCGCAUACCUAAUCACGUACUUAAUAAUUAAAAAAAUAUAUACCAAAGACAUUAUGUCAUUAAAUUGUUUAGAUUUACUUAAUGGGGAAAAAGCAGCCUUUUACCUUGUUUUUUUAUCAUGAUUUUUAUUGCCUGUUGAAUGGAUGUUUUGUAGUUUUUGGAAUGUCUUACGUUAAUUAGGUGUUCUGAAUUUAAAUCUGUUACAAAAUCUAACUGUUAAGACACUGAAUGAUUUUUUUAAGGCAUUGUCUGAACACUCAUUUUUUUUUUGACAUGAUUAAGACUAAAUUUUUUUAAAAGUGUAUCAAUGUAGUAGUAGUAUCAAUUAUUAGAAUUAGAGAAUUUUAUUUGUAUAAAAACACUGCGUUUAACUGCUUAAUAAAACAUGCCAUUAAAUUUUG